Molecule: messenger RNA, 1020 nt
Organism: Pyricularia pennisetigena
Lineage: Eukaryota; Fungi; Ascomycota; Sordariomycetes; Magnaporthales; Pyriculariaceae
Exons: 2
Coding region: 1-1020 (339 amino acids)
Molecular function (GO): oxidoreductase activity
Source: RefSeq, a predicted model, not a curated record
AUGCAUUUCUUUUCCCUCUUACCCGUCUCACUUCUCUACUUGGUCGCAACAGCCCAGGGAUUCGCUCGAUGCUCCCGCCCAAUCGUCCGGCGUGAAUGGCGGACGCUUUCCUCGGGCGAGCAGGAAGAGUACAUCGAGGCCGUGCAGUGCCUGAUGGAGAGGGCCCCUCGGUCCUCCCUCCCUGCCGCCGUCAGCCGAUACGACGAUUUCGUCGGGACGCACAUAGUACAGGCCGAUGAGACGCACUUUGUCGGCAUAUUUUAUCCAUUUCACCGCCUUCUCGUGUCGUCAUUUGAGCAGGCCCUGCGUCGCGAGUGCGGCUACGCCGGCGCGCAGCCCUACUGGGAUUGGACCCUGGACCUCGACGACCUGGAGGGCAGCCCCAUCUUCGACCCGGAAACCGGUUUCGGCGGCAACGGCGACUGGGUCGAUGGGACCUGGGACAAUCCAAACUGGGGAGUUCCUGUAGUCGCGCACCAGGAUUUCGACGACAGAACAGGAGGCGGCUGUAUCCCCAACGGGCCGUUCCAGGGGAUCGUGACCAGCAUGGGGCCCAACAGGAACGUUGACCGGCGGCGGGCUCGCUGUAUCAGGAGGGACUUUUCUCCUCAGACUUUCAGAAACAGGUGCAAUGUUGAAGAGAGCAUGGACCAAGACUUCUUUGGUGACUUCCAGAGGGCCACUGAAUCUAUGGCGCAUGCCAGUGGUCAUUACGGCAUUGGGGGUUUGUACGGUGCCAUGACGGACAAAUGGGCAAGCCCCGCCGACCCAAUAUUCUGGUUGCACCACAGCAAUGUCGACAGGCUGUGGUGGUCAUGGCAGAUGCGCGACAUUCGAAAUCGCAUCAACGACAUCUCUGGGCCUCUUGUGGCCCAUGAUUGGACGAAUUGGAACGGCGGGAACGUCUCUCUGCAAUAUCGGGUCAAGCUCUCAGCCAUUGGGGACGAGGCACCUGUCUCCGACCUGAUGGAUAUACAGGGAUCGUAUCUCUGCUAUGACUUUGACGAGCUUUACGAUUGA